Molecule: messenger RNA, 5096 nt
Organism: Panthera uncia (snow leopard)
Lineage: Eukaryota; Metazoa; Chordata; Mammalia; Carnivora; Felidae
Gene: ABCG1
Product: ATP binding cassette subfamily G member 1
Exons: 15
Coding region: 91-2091 (666 amino acids)
Biological process (GO): transmembrane transport; cholesterol homeostasis
Cellular component (GO): plasma membrane
Molecular function (GO): ABC-type sterol transporter activity; ATP binding; ATP hydrolysis activity
Source: RefSeq, a predicted model, not a curated record
CAGCCUGGAGCGAGCGCAGCCUCGUGCCCGCCGCCCGUGCCCGCCGCCGCUGCCGCCGCCGCCGCCGCCCGUGCCCGCCGCCCCCGGGGCAUGGCCUGUCUGAUGGCCGCUUUCUCGGUCGGCACCGCCAUGAACGCCAGCAGCUACUCUGCAGCGAUGACGGAGCCCAAGUCCGUGUGCGUCUCGGUGGACGAGGUGGUCUUGGGCAACAUGGAGGCCACCGAGACGGACCUGCUGAACGGACAUCUGAAAAAGGUGGACAACAACCUCACGGAGGCUCAGCGCUUUUCGUCCCUGCCCCGCAGGGCGGCCGUGAACAUCGAGUUCAAGGACCUCUCCUACUCCGUCCCCGAAGGACCCUGGUGGAGGAAGAAAGGAUACAAGACCCUUCUGAAAGGCAUCUCCGGGAAGUUCAACAGCGGGGAGCUGGUGGCCAUCAUGGGUCCCUCUGGGGCCGGGAAGUCCACACUCAUGAACAUUCUGGCUGGAUACAGGGAGACUGGCAUGAAGGGGGUCGUCCUCAUCAACGGCCUGCCCCGGGAUCUGCGCUGCUUCCGGAAGGUGUCCUGUUACAUCAUGCAGGACGACAUGCUGUUGCCACACCUCACUGUGCAGGAAGCCAUGAUGGUGUCUGCACAUCUGAAGCUCCAGGAGAAGGACGAAGGCAGAAGGGAGAUGGUCAAGGAGAUCCUGACGGCUCUGGGCUUGCUCUCUUGCGCCAACACGAGAACCGGAAGCCUCUCGGGCGGCCAGCGGAAGCGCCUGGCCAUCGCACUGGAGCUGGUGAACAACCCUCCCGUCAUGUUCUUCGAUGAGCCCACCAGCGGCCUGGACAGCGCCUCCUGCUUCCAGGUGGUCUCCCUGAUGAAAGGACUGGCCCAAGGAGGGAGGUCCAUCAUCUGCACUGUCCACCAGCCCAGCGCCAAGCUCUUCGAGCUCUUUGACCAGCUUUAUGUCCUUAGUCAAGGACAAUGUGUGUACCGGGGAAAAGUCUCAAAUCUUGUACCAUACUUGAGGGAAUUAGGUCUGAAUUGCCCAACCUAUCACAACCCUGCUGAUUUUGUCAUGGAGGUAGCGUCCGGUGAAUACGGUGACCAGAACAGCCGCCUGGUGAGAGCCGUCCGGGAGGGCAUGUGUGAUUCUGACCACAGGAGAGAGCCUGGGGGGGAUGCCGAGGUGAACCCUUUUCUUUGGCACCGGCCCUCUGAAGAGGACUCCACCUCCAUGGAAGGCUGUCACAGCUUCUCGGCCAGCUGCCUCACCCAGUUCUGCAUUCUCUUCAAAAGGACCUUCCUCAGUAUCAUGAGGGAUUCGGUCCUGACGCACCUGCGGAUCACGUCUCACAUCGGCAUCGGCCUCCUCAUCGGCCUGCUCUACCUGGGGAUCGGGAACGAAGCCAAGAAGGUCCUGAGUAACUCCGGCUUCCUCUUCUUCUCCAUGUUGUUCCUCAUGUUCGCGGCCCUCAUGCCCACUGUUCUCACAUUCCCCCUGGAGAUGGGAGUGUUCCUUCGGGAGCACCUGAACUACUGGUACAGCCUGAAAGCCUACUACCUGGCCAAGACCAUGGCCGAUGUCCCCUUCCAGAUCAUGUUCCCGGUGGCCUACUGCAGCAUCGUGUACUGGAUGACGUCACAGCCGUCCGACGCCGUGAGGUUCGUCCUGUUUGCCGCGCUGGGCACCAUGACCUCUCUGGUGGCGCAGUCCCUGGGUCUGCUGAUUGGAGCUGCCUCGACGUCCCUGCAGGUGGCAACCUUUGUGGGCCCUGUGACGGCCAUCCCCGUCCUCCUCUUCUCGGGGUUCUUCGUCAGCUUCGACACGAUCCCAGCUUACCUGCAGUGGAUGUCGUACAUCUCCUACGUCAGGUACGGGUUCGAAGGGGUCAUCCUGUCCAUCUACGGCCUGGACCGGGAGGACCUGCACUGUGGCAUCGACGAGACGUGCCACUUCCAGAAGUCAGAGGCCAUCCUGCGGGAGCUGGACGUGGAGGACGCCAAGCUCUACCUGGACUUCAUCGUCCUGGGGGUUUUCUUCAUCUCCCUGCGCCUCAUUGCCUACUUCGUCCUGAGAUACAAGAUCCGGGCCGAGAGGUAAAACACCGGAGUGCCAGCAGAGGGCGGAGUAGACAGUACGGCCCAGGGUGGCUUGUAGGAUCGCGGUGGCAGGGCCGUGCCCGCGGACACAGGGACCCCCGCCACCCAGCCCUGGCAGCGCCCUCGGGCCUUGGGCGUCAGGCCGCCCGGUCCGUGCAGCCCGGCCGGGCCUUCGCUCCGUCCCCCUUUCUGGCUCCACCGGGGAAGCGAGUGUAGAGGUGUGUCCUCGAGCAGCAUUUCACAACGCGGCGGCGGGGCGGCUGGGGAGGAAGGCCAGUGCCCGCGGCCCCGCUCAUGACUGUCGCUGUCACCGCCCCCCCCCCCCCCCCACGGUCUGCCUCCUUCUCCACGGAGAAGUCACCUUCCAAGCCAAAAGCCGAUAACUCUCAUCCAUUUGAAGAAACUGUAUCUUUUUAGUACUCGUCGAAGAACACGAUUCAGGGUAAAUAACACACUUUGCUUCGAGAGGCGAGGGGUUGAACUUCACCGCGGGGCUGGUCUCGUUUUUCGGGCUGAAGCUGUAAAAGAUGGAGACGUGGUCCCCGGCGGAGAGAAGGUUCUGGAGCUGCACGCGCUCAGCCGCGCCGGAAUUUCAAGAAGUCGUGAGGAAAGCUGGAGGGUGAGGUUGGCCGACGCCCCCCAAGCCUUCUGUUUCCCCCCGUGCUUCUUAUCUUAAGCAAAACAUAUUGUUUAUUUCUUCCUAACUCUCUGAACACCUUAAUUUUGCCUACAACAUGUCCAGAAAAUUGGCUCUGUUGAUGUUUUACCCAUGUGUCUCUCUCCCCACGUAUCACAUCACCUACCUCCACGGAGCUGGGGGUGCUGGGCUUGCGGAAAGUCCAGGGGGGCACACGGAGGGCCGUGAGGGGACCCCACUGUGGCGGGGGGGGGGGGGGGGGGGGGAGGGUGCCCAGACCCCAGAGCAUCCAAGGCCUUUGCAAGAAAGCAGCGAACACCGUGUGGCCGAGACGCCUGUGGUUUGGCCAGGCGAUGGACAGGGUUGUGGGCAAUGCCACCUGCCAAGCCCCGUUUCGGUGGCAUCUCCUCCUUCUCAGCCCUGGCUGGGCUGGUGGCGAUGUCGCGGAUCAGAAGCUCCUUCUUCCCCGUGAAGGAAGUCGAGGGUGCAUCUAGGGGAGGGGUAAACGGCCUCUGGCUUGCUCCCAGGUGCCUGGGCGCCUACCAGCCGUCAGAGGCAGUGUGACCACAGGGUGGAGGUCAGAAGAGGCCAAAGAAGGGAAUGGAGUGUUGCCCCCUGGGAAUCUCCUCGCCCUGGGGCCGGGGUUUCCUCGCGACUCUGGCUCCUUCCCGCCCUGAGCCUGGAUCUCCUGGUCUGUGAACGGUAGCGCUGGGCAGUCUUCAAGGCCGCUUUCAGCCCUGAGAGGUUCUGCGCCUCCUCAGCCGUGUUCCCAAAGCUUCUAUUUCCUACUUGAAGAGAAUGGAGAGCGUUCAGAUUUUGCCGGCACAUGGAUCUGACUCGCAGAUACUUGGUGAUCGCUUUGCUCCUCUUGGUGAUCCCUUUGCUCCCGCUUUGAUCCGUUUUAGUAAACACAGUGGAGACAUGUUACAACGUAGCUUUGAGUUUCAUGGUUCUGUGCAAAUGGGGCAUCACUGGCCAGAUGAAGCGAUUUAACCAGGAUCGCUUUUUAGGCGCCAUAAAAAGCCUUCGUUUAAUUUCAAGACAGAUUUGCCUGCAAGAUGUCGCACGCAGGUAGGAAGUCCCACAUGGGAACAGCCUGGUGAAAUAGAGAGGGGGUGGGGCCGGGGGGAUGGCUUUGGUCACGCCACAGUGACAUCAGGUGUGCUGGGUAUUUAAAGACCUCUUUCCCUCCAGGUGAGCCCUCUGGAGGCAGGUCUGUGACCCUGCCAAGGACAGGCUGGCGGGGAGCUGCAAUGCAGGACCCAGCCCUCCCCCUACCAGGCACCAUUUUGUGACCCGAGCCCACCGUGCGGUGUCUCAGCCAUUUCAGAAGGAAACAGAUUCCUUGAGACCGAAAAUCUAGUUCCCAAGUGUCCCUGCAUCCUCAGAAGGAAAUAUUUCCCUAGGAGUGCAUGCUCCCUGCAUUUUCCAUUUUCCACUCUUGAGAAAUUACAUUUGUCCCUUAAUAGAUGAAGACGGGUAGGGGGCAGAUCUGGCGGAUGUGAGGCUGUCCGCUGUCGAGGAAAAUGCAUGUGCAAAGCAACAGGGCGCUGACUGGUGUGUGGCACGAAUAACUGUCGUGGCCAGGCAGGGGAUUUGCUCAGAAAGGCCUUGGGGCGCCUUGAGAGAGGCGGUCAGUCCCGGGAUGCCGUCCCUCCCCCGUCGGCGGCAGGUGCCCCCCGCUGGCGCCUUCACACAGACCCUGGGCGACAGUGAGGCCAACGGUGUUCUUUGCGUCCCCAGGUAGCUGGGUACAACGUCUCACUCGGAUGACCUAAGCUAACGUCCAGACCACCUGUUGACUUGUUUUUGAACUCGUUGCGGUUAAGAGGGGGGUGUCCACCUGCUGGCACUGAAUCGAGGCCAGCUGCCCGGGUUUAAUUCUCGUCGUGAGUUCUGAAUGCAAUGCCUCCUCUCGUCUCCGUGAUUCUUCAUUUAGAGGGAAGAGUGAAAUCUUGCGUGAGAGAUGUGAAGCCCCUCCGCUAUUAGGAGAGGCAAAAGCGCGAGUCCAAAGGGUCUCGCUGCUAAGUUCGGCCUGUCGGGCGAGAAGGGGGAGCAGCGGGGUCCGACAGCUGCGGGGCCUGGGGUCUGGUGCCAGCCGCACCUUGGGAGCCUUCCAUGGGUGCCACCGUAGGAUUGUGCCCCUUUUUGCUCCUGGUCUCGCUGAGGACCAGCCGGAGGGGGCAGUUCUUCCAAGGGUCCCGCGUGGGUGCCAUGGGGAGCUCUCCCCAGGGGGGGAAGAAACCCUGUACCUGGAAGAUGCUGGAGUCUGGUGAUGUCACCUUGGGCAAGGGGCCUUCGGGACCAGGACAAAGCUCAUCCCAGAGACCCACAGAAAGGCCACGUUCCCGGGGAGCAUGACCGGGAGG